This is a messenger RNA of Brassica oleracea var. oleracea, 2943 nucleotides long. RefSeq names its product mechanosensitive ion channel protein 8-like. Gene Ontology annotation, biological process: transmembrane transport; monoatomic anion transport. Bases 1 to 2709 code for a protein of 902 amino acids. The transcript has 5 exons. Gene Ontology annotation, molecular function: mechanosensitive monoatomic ion channel activity. NCBI's taxonomy places the organism in Eukaryota, Viridiplantae, Streptophyta, Magnoliopsida, Brassicales, Brassicaceae. The record is from RefSeq and is a predicted model, not a curated record. Gene Ontology annotation, cellular component: plasma membrane.
AUGGAUUUCAGAAACUCUUUCAAAUCUCACAGCUCUUACAAACAGAUUCGUAGCCCAGGAGAUCAAAGCGAGACAAGCACUCCUGAGCACCGUCCGAUUCUCCACGAUCCCGAUAUGGACCACCACAAAACAGAGAGCUCUAGUUCUAUCCCUGAAGACUGUCGGGACGCACACGUGGACCGUGACCCUAGCUACAACUUUUGGCAAGACAACAAAACUUCCGAACAGGCGGCCGUGGCGGCGGCGGCUGCAGGAACCAGCGGCAGAGAACCAACCGUUAUGACUCGAAAGAGCGGUAGAAUAAGCAGAAGUUUCAACUUCGGAUCAGGAAAGCCCCCACCUUUGGAGGAAUCGCCCACGAAAAUGGCAGGAGGAGAGCAACGACAAUGGGGAGGAGGAGGAGAGAUCACAGUCGAUGUGGAUCAAGAGAACGACGAGGACGCAAGUCGCCACACGUUACCAACGCCAGCAUCAACAGCUCGGACAUCAUUCGACGCAUCUAGGGAACUGCGAGUCUCUUUCAAAGUCCGUGGAGCUGGUGGUAGUACAAACUUCACCGGUUCGGUUGCUUCUUCGUCUACUACUACUCCAUCGUCUUCUUCGUCCACGACACUGCGGACGAAUCAAGACACACAACAGCAGGAAGACGAGGUUGUGAGAUGCACUUCAAACACGUCGUUUCAGAGGAAGUCGGAGCUUAUUUCGAGGGUUAAGACAAGAUCAAGGCUUCAAGAUCCGCCACGAGAGGAAGACACGCCUUACUCUGGUUGGAGAUCUGGUCAGUUGAAAUCCGGGUUACUUGGGGAUAUUGAUGAAGAGGAUGAUCCAUUAGCCGAUGAAGAUGUACCUGAUGAGUAUAAAAGAGGGAAGCUUGAUGCUAUAACAUUGCUCGAGUGGCUUAGCUUAGUGGCUAUAAUAGCUGCAUUGGCGUGUAGUUUAUCAAUACCUUCUUGGAAGAAAGUGAGACUUUGGAACUUACAUUUGUGGAAAUGGGAAGUUUUCUUGCUUGUUCUUAUAUGUGGGAGGUUAGUCUCAGGAUGGGGGAUCAGAAUCAUCGUCUUCUUCAUCGAAAGAAACUUCCUCCUGAGAAAGAGGGUUCUUUACUUUGUGUACGGUGUGCGAAGAGCUGUUCAGAACUGUCUUUGGCUAGGUUUGGUUCUCCUCGCGUGGCAUUUCUUGUUCGACAAGAAAGUACAAAGAGAGACAAAGAGCAAGUUUCUUCCAUACGUAACCAAGAUCUUGGUGUGUUUCUUGUUAAGCACCAUCUUGUGGUUGAUCAAGACGCUAGUGGUUAAAGUCAUGGCUUCUUCAUUCCACGUUAGCACCUACUUUGAUCGGAUUCAAGAAGCUAUGUUUAACCAGUACGUGAUCGAGACGCUAUCUGGUCCUCCAAUGAUCGAGAUGAGCAGGAUUGAGGAAGAGGAAGAGAAGGCUCAAGAAGAGAUUUUCAAGAUGCAGAACGCAGGUGCUAAUUUACCUCCGGAUCUUUGCGCGGCUGCGUUGGCACCGGGGAAGAGCGGGAGAGUGAUGAAUCCGAAACUCUCACCGAUCAUUCCGAAAACAACGGCUGACAGUGGGAUCAGCAUGGAGCACCUUCACAGGAUGAAUCACAAGAACAUCUCAGCUUGGAACAUGAAGAGACUAAUGAAGAUUGUGAGACAUGUUUCUCUUACCACGUUAGAUGAGCAGAUGCUUGAAUCCACAUACGAAGAUGAAUCCACCAGACAGAUACGAAGCGAAAAAGAAGCUAAAGCAGCUGCAAGAAAGAUUUUCAAGAACGUAGCUCAACGUGGCGCAAAGCACAUUUACAUUGAUGACUUGAUAAGAUUUUUGCGAGAAGACGAGGCGAUGAAGACAAUGAGCCUAUUCGAAGGUGCACCAGAGACCAGAAGGAUUAGCAAAUCAGCUUUGAAGAACUGGCUGGUCAAUGCUUUCAGAGAGCGAAGAGCUCUUGCCCUGACACUCAACGACACCAAGACAGCUGUGAACAAGCUCCAUCACAUGAUCAAUAUUGUCACUGCCAUUGUCAUAGUUGUUAUAUGGCUUGUCCUUCUCGAAAUUGCAUCCUCCAAGGUACUUCUCUUUGUAAGCUCACAAGUUGUACUCUUGGCCUUCAUCUUUGGGAACACUGUCAAGACCGUCUUCGAGUCAAUCAUCUUCUUGUUCAUCGUGCAUCCUUACGAUGUUGGUGAUCGCUGUGAGAUUGACGAUGUACAGUUGGUGGUGGAGGAGAUGAACAUACUUACCACAGUGUUCUUGAGAUAUGACAAUCUGAAGAUUAUGUACCCGAAUAGUCUUCUAUGGCAGAAAUCGAUCAGCAAUUAUUACCGAAGUCCAGACAUGGGAGACGCAAUCGAGUUCUGUGUCCACAUUACUACUCCUGUUGAAAAGAUUGCAACGAUCAGGCAAAGAAUAUCAAACUACAUUGACAACAAGCCGGAGUAUUGGCACCCAUCAGCCAAGAUCAUCGUAAAGAACGUGGAAGGUUUGAACAUGAUAAGGUUGGUAAUUUGGCCAGAUCACAGAUUUAAUCACCAAGACAUGCUUGAAAGAUGGUCAAGAAGAUCCGUGUUAGUCGAAGAAGUGAUUAAGAUCCUCCUCGAACUCGACAUUCAGCACCGGUUUUAUCCACAUGAUAUUAAUGUCAAAACAAUGCCUACCGUUGUCUCCAGCAGAGUUCCACAAGGCUGGUCAGAAAACCCUGCUUGAAUUUGAUGAACAAACAAGGUGUCAUUAUUGUUGUUUUUUUUUUUUUUUUGCCUCAGACGAAUGCAAAAGCGGUCUAACAAUUUUUGUAACCAACAAACAUCAAUUAGCUUCGAUACAACAAUUUUGACCUUCUUAAGAUUUUGUUUCAACAUUUGGUUCCCAAAAGUUCUACACGAAUUAAUUAAUCUAUGACUUUACUACCCCUACACGUGCUUUUAGUAUUAGGAAACAAAC